GAAACAAUUAUGUGCCGUGUGACUCAGAUGUGCAGGUCACUAUAAUACCUAUAUUAUCUAAACAUCAGAUCUCUAGCAGAGUGGGAGAAAAGUACUACAAUAAAACACUGAUGAUUCAACAUAGCCAGCAGUGUAUUAUUACUUCCCUUAUGGAAUGUUUUGGUGAAACACAAUAUUAAAUAUAUGACAACGACGAACACUAAUUUUCAGCUUACCAAAACUGUUUUUUGUGAGUAUUAAAAAUAAUAGUAAUUUAUAAAUAGGUAAAUAUAAUAAUUAUCACUGUAAGAAACAAAGAUUUAUUUGUUUUUAUUUUUUUCAUAAAUAUUAAAUAUUUAUCUUGGUUUUUUUUUAUAUCUACUUCUUCAUUGCUAAUAUAUUUAGUUAAAUAUUAUAUUUAAUUAUGUUUAUAAAACAUUAGUAUUAUUUAUUAGAAAAUCAUAGUUAAUUAGUGCAUAGGAUUAUUUAAUAUAACAUGGUAGGUACUAUAGUUAUAGUUUACAUAAUAAUAUUGAUUUUAUUUGCAUUUUUGUAUGUGUAUUACAAUAUAUCACGGAUAUUUUAAAUUCACCUGUUAAUUAAUUUAAAGAUUUCUACUUUAGAAUGUUUUAAUAUGUAGAUAUGUAGAUAUUAAAUAAUUAUUUAAUUGAAAAAUACUAAAGAAUAAAUUGUUUACUAUUUUAAUUUAUAUAAAUAUAAAAUAAAAAAUUAUAAAAUUCAAUAAUAACUUAUAAAAACAAUUUAUAUUUACCUUUUUUUUACUAUUUUUUUGUCUACCUAUGUAUUAUACUUUGUUCAGUCUGGUCUCACACAAUUAUGAAGGUUAAGUUUAAAUUUUUAGUUAAAUAAUAAUAUUUGUAUUUUUAAAUAUUUUUUAGUGUUCUGUUGGUAUAAGUAAGAAAAUUACACAAACAAAUUAAAAAAUUAAUGAAAAAAAAAUCAAUUUCUGAGAAUUUGGAGACUACUAAUUCUAAAUUAUUAUUUAGUUUCUGUAAUCUAUAAAUAAUUUAAUUUUGACCAUUUGAAAUUUAUAUUGUUGUAUAUUCUAUAUAAUUGUACAUAUUUGAUCUUUUUUUAAUAAAUAAAUAAAAACUAAAUAGGUACUGUUUUCAUAAAUAAUUGUAUAUGGUAUUAUAAUGUACUUUGAAAUUGAAUAAUUUGAAUAAAUAAUUACAUAUAAAAUAUUUGUUAAUUUAUAAAUUUUAAUUUUUUAGAAAAAAACAAUGGAAUUGUUUAAUAUUGUGCUUGUGCUGCUGGUGAGCAGCUGUUCACCAAAAUAUUUUGUUAACAGUCAUUCAUAUCAUUUUGGUCAAUGCCCAAGUCUUGAACCAAUGACUGAUUUUUCAAUGGAAAUGGUAAGUUAUAAAUAAUCAUAAUUUUAAAUAUUUAGAAUUUAAAAGUUCACCUGUGUGGCGUGUAUGUUUUAAUUGAAAGACAAACAAGAAAUCAUUUAAAAAGCCAUAGAAAUCUGAAAACUUUGUAUUAGUUUUAUUAUGUGUUUUUUUCUCUUUAUGAACAACUUAAAUACCAGGAAUCUUGCUUCAAUUUCCAACUAUCAAUAUAAGAGGUGAUUUCUGGUAAAAAUCUUGUCUAACUGAUACAUUGGAAAUUUAUUUAUUUUUUUUUUACUUUUUAUAUAGUUUUAAAAAUAAUUGGACAAAUACAAGGAAAACGUGAAUAUUUACAUGAUAACAGUUUCUGUUAAAUUUUAUUAUGGUUUUUAUUGUAAUUCAGUGAAAAAUAGUUGUAGAGAUUUGAAAUUGUUAUAGAAUAUUUUAUUUUUUUUAAUUUUAAUUUAAGAAAAAGGGGUAAAAUGGCAAAGGGUUUCUGGUAUUAAGUAUAUUUAUUCUAAAAUUAAUUAAAGACAACAACUUUAGACAGUCAAUAACGCCAGUCAACAAUUUAUGUAAACAAUUUUAUAGCAGGAGUUGUGAGUUGUGAUACCUAAAAAUAUACAAUUUAAAAGAAAUAAAGCAUAACAAAUUAUUUUGAGCUGAUUCUAGCACUAUGUUUUGCUUAAAUGUAUUAUUUAAGCAGACUAAUGGACAGUAUUCUAGGUUAAAACGAACUUAAAGGAAAUAAAGUAGUUUUAGUGGAACAGGAUCAGAAAAAAACCACAAAUAUGCUUAAUGAAACCUACAUUUCUCAGACCUUUAUUUUUUAUCAUUUCUGAGUGAAGAGAAAAAUUUGUUAUCAAAGAUUGUUCCCAGGUCUUUAAAAUCAGAGAUUAGUUCUAUUUUAGAACCAGAUAUAUAAUUUUGAUAGUUGAUUGGUUUUUUUUAUAUGGUAAAAAUGCAUAAACUUAGGAAAGUUUGGGAAAACCCAUUAGGAAGAUAGUUGAUAAAUAUAUUAAAGAGUAAAGUGGACAGGUGGUCUUCUUGGGGAACACUAGAAGGGACGUGGAACUGAGCAGAUUGAAAAUUAAGAUGUUUAACAAUUUGUAUAUGGUUAGAGAGAAAUUAUUGAAACCAAAGAAGUAAAGAUUCAGAAAAACUGAAGCAUUAUAAUUUCUUCACUAGCAUUUGAUGAUUAACUCGAUCGAAAGCCUUGGAAAAAUCAGUAUAAACAAUGUCUGUUUGUGUGUUUAGUUCAAAGAACUGAAUGAUUAUCUUUUUGACUUUGCUCCUUUUAUUUUACAAAUAAACAAUAUGUUUAUACAGAGUGUCCCACGGAGAUCUUUGUGGGAUACUCUAUAUUCUUAACUAUAACUAAUAAUAAUAAUAAUAUGUGAUGUUAUUUUAUUAUUAACUAUUUUACAAUAAAUAAUAUACUGAUAUAACUCAGAAUAUAGAAGUAGUGUAGGUUCCAAUUUUCACCAAUUGGACGAAAAAUCAAUGGAUACCUUCUUUAGGGCCUUCCUAAUCAUUAGGUGAAAACCAUAUUCAAAAAUUUGCAACUGUAUGAGAGUGUAUAGGGACAUCACAGACACUGACAAAUUCAUAAAGUAAUAUGUAACUACAUAAUAAUAUUUAUUUUCAAUUUUAACAAUCAAAUAACUUUUAGUUUGAAAUUUGUUGUAUAUGUAACAUAGUUGUAAAAAUUAUAAUACCAUUUGUCUGGACUUUGAUUUGUAAAAUGUUUUUACAACCUUACAUUGAGCUAAAAAAAUAAAAUACACCUAUAUAUUAAAAUGUCUUUUUUUUAACAACACGGUUUUAUCAAGUAUUACUAUUGAACAUAAAUCAUUAGAGCUUGAGUUCUAAAAAUUAUAUUCAAAAUAAAUGCUGUUGAAUUAAAAUGUUGACAUUCCUUUGUAUAUUUAAGAACAUGUUCAUUGAAGUACCUACUUUUCCUGACAUUUCAAACUGGUGGUUCACCUUUAAAAUUUGUUUUUUCUUGUAUAUAAAUGCAUGUAAACUUCUAAAUUUAAAGGUAACUCUAAAUAGUUUGAUGCAUGCAAUGGUUUUAAUGAUUUUAACAGAUAAUACCAAUAUAAGUAUAAUCCACUUUGAGGGAAGUGGCCAGUGGGGUAAAUCUGUAUAAUUGAUAUCAUAUUAUUUGGCUUUAGCUAUGAAUCAUACUAUAUUUUAGUAGUUUUAAUAAAAAAAAAUAACCUACUGCAGUGCCGUAAAAAAUCUAUGUAGAAAUAAGUUAUUACUUAACCGAUCUACUGAUAUAUGUAUUAUACAGGGUGAUCAAUCUAUUGUAAGACACUCAUUAUCUUGGAAAGUAUUAAUUUUUUCGUUAUUCAUUUUAUAGAACAUUUAAGAAACAAGCAGCUCUAUAAUUUUUGAUUUAUGUUAUUUUUGGGUGUAAAACCCAGUCUUGUUAAGAAUAAUUUUAAAAUGUAUUUAAAAUGGCAGUCCCUGCAGUGCCAAGUCAAUGAUAUUUAAAAUUAUUUGCUAUCUGCAUACCUUUUUUGACUAGUAAAAAAAUUAAUAAUUCAUUAAUAAUUAUCUAAUUAAUAUGAACUUACUAGAUAGGAGAGGGUAAGUUUUCGAAAAUUCAGUAUGUUGAGCUGUAUAGUGAUCAUUAAUAUUAUAACUUUUUGAAAUAUUUAUAAUUUUACAACAAAUUAAACACAAAGCAUCAGGUUUAUUAUCAGAAAUACAAAAAAAUUCCAUUUUCCAACUAUCUUAAAAUAUUUUGUGUUCUUCUAUUUUAAAUUGUUCCAUUAUAGACUAUUAGAAAUUAAAACCUUAAUUAAAAACAGAAAUAUAUUUUUUAAAAAAAUGUAAUAAAUUACAAAUUAACAAUAUAGACGAAACAAUGGAUGCGACAAGACUAUGCGGCAACACUAUGCUGCGUGAUGUAAAUAAAUAAUCAACGUGGGUUAAAUAAUAAUUUUUAAAUGCUUAUUGUACCUACAUAUCUGUCAAACCGACGAUUCAAUAAAAGUAGAAACGAUAAAAUAAACAAAAAUAAUAAGAUUAGAUUAAUAAAAGCAAGUAACAUAACAUUAUACCUAAAUCAAAGAAUACAUAUUUUAUUUUAUUUACAAUAGUAUUGAAUUUUAGAAUGUACAAUUUAGUUUUAGUGUAGCCUCACAAAAUUUGUUAAGGGCUGUGUAGUGGAAAUUGCUGAUCUAAAACCUUAGUGCCAUUUGUAUUCAAAAUCGUAUUUGAAACUUUCUUUUAAAAGUAUUUAAACAUACACACUGAUAUUUUUAAAAAUAUUCAAAAUACUUUAACAAAUACUUUUUUUUAAUUCAAUAAAUUGUAUAUUUGAAUAUCUAUAUGUUAUUUACAAAUUACAUCGAUUUAUAUAAUUUUUAAUAUAGGUUGUGCCGUUUGAAAAUCAAAAGUAGGUAGUCGUUUUACCACCUAAAAUAAGAGUGACAAGAAAUAAUAUAAAUGUAUAAUUGUAAAGCUGCUCGUUUCUUAAAUAUUUUAUAAAACAAAGGUAAUACCUUUCGAAAUAAUGAGCGUCUUACGAUAGAUUGAUCAUUCUGUAUAAGGAUAUACUUAUUAAUACAUAAUAUAUAAAAUAAAUUAAUAUAUUUUUAUAAAUUGUAAAAAUUGUUUAAUUACUUAAUUGAACUAUAUUUUUCAGUUUUUAGGAAAAUGGUAUGCUAUACAAAAAACAUCAACAUCAAGUCGAUGUCUUGAAUAUAAUUUUGAAAAAACAGAGGAGCCUUAUACAUAUAAAAUAGAACAAAUAAGUGAAAACUCAAUAAUUGGAGUUGCAAAAUCAAAUAAUUACCACUAUGUUGGCAGUUUAAAAGCUGAUAAUACCAUGCCUUCUAAAAUGAUAGCUGAUUUUCCAUUAAGUAAGUAAUUUGGUAAAUAAGUGUAAUAUAACUACUAAUUAUAUAAUUUCAUAUUAUAUAAAUACAAAAUUAAAAAAAUCGCCAAAUGAACUACAAAUUAAAUUUAGUAAUUGUUUAUCUAUGCACUGUAUAUACUUAAUUAUAUUUAAAAAUAUUCAGAUUUUAUCCAUUGAUCAAAUAAUAAAAUUAGUAUAUAUUUGUUUUUGGUUCAGGAUUUACAUUUGGGAAGCUUUAUAUUUAGUAUUUAGAUGCACUCACAUAAAAUAUUAAACUUUUUAUUUAUAAAUAUUUUAUAUUGCUGCUUUCAUCCAAUAAACAUAAUAAAAAAUAUUAAUAAAUACUUAUUUAUUGAUAUUUGUUUUUUAGCCAUACUUUUUAACAUUUUAACUAAUAAACAAUGUUUCAUUUAUAGGUAUAGCAGGUAAAUCAUCAUUUGUUGUAUUUUCUACAGACUAUAAACAAUACGGUGCAAUAUACUCUUGUCAAAAAAUACCUUUUGGUAAUAGACAUUCAGUUACAAUUUUAUCUAGAUCUAGAACCUUGGAUAAACCAUAUUUGGAUAAGGUUAGUUAAAUAUAUAAUUGAUUUAAAAUUAUUAAUGUAUGACAAUUUCUAAAUUAAAUCUAUAUAUAGUAAUUGUUUGUGCUGUUAUAGUCACAACUAGAUAAGUGAUAAAAAUAAAAAUAAUUAUUUAAUGUCCUUCAAUCCAUGACAAAUUUACAUUAAAAAAAGUUUUGAUUGAUAAGUAAAAUUAAUGAUUUCACAAUUACAGGAGUAUAUCUUAAAUCAUGGUAAUUAGUGAUGCUAAUUAUUUAUUUUUGUCUAACUAUAAUAACAAAUAAUAUUGUUAAGACAUGUUUAAUUAUAUGUCUAAAAUAUAUUUGUUUAAAUGUUAUAGGAAUAUUAUAAACCUCUCAUUUAAAUAAAGAAUUUUACAGAAUACAACGUAAAUAUACAAAUCAAUAAAACUAUAUUAAUGCCGUAAAUUAUUUGUUUUGUUAUAGGUGCGUAACCGUAUAGCAUCGAGCAACAUUAACCCGUUUGACUUAACUAUUAUUGAUCAGAACAACUGUUCAAAACUAAAUGAAACUAUGUAUGUGGAAAUCAACCAAAAAACGUUCAGCUCAAAAAACAUUGGACACACAGUGCGCAAAAUAGGAUCAAAAAUUGGGGAUGGAGUUGAAUAUGUAAUCGAAGGUGGCAAAAAGUUGUUGAAAAAAACAUCACUUGGAUCGGAAACGAGAGGCGUACCUGAUGCUGAAGCUGAAUGGAUGCCGUAGAUGUUAUAAUUUAUAAAGUUUAUUUUCUAUUAAUUAUACUUAGGACAUACUUUUGAGUAGGGUCUUGUUGUCAGAUCCACAAACAGACUCUUUUCAAUUAGCUUAUAAUUUUAUAAAUAAUAUAGUAAUAAUAAUAUAACAUUAUUAAUAUGAAAAACGUAAUUAAAUUAGUUAAGAAUAUUUUAGUGUCUUUAACUAGGGUACUGUGUGGUUCAAAAAAUAGUUUCUAAAAUGAUUACAGAAAUCCUACCUUACUAUGCCAUUUUAUAUAUUAAAUAUAUUUAUUAUAUUUGAUGUUAGUUAAUAAAAUAUUAAGGCACAUGAUAAUAAAAAAUAUGAUUUCAUGUUACUGGUUUAAUUAGUAUAGAAAAUAAAUUUAUACAUUAAAGUUAAGCUUUAUACUUUUUAUAAAUUCAAAAUUCAUGCCAUCUAAAAUAAAUAGUCUUUUUUUUUUUCUAUAAGUUAUUUUGUCAUUUUUUGAUUUUCAUUGACUACUUAAUAAUUGCAAUAAAACAUCAGAAAAUGGGUAUAUAAACACAAUAUCGGGGUUUCUGUUUAUUUUUAUUCUGUUUUGUUUGGUUUUAUUAAUUUAAAAACAUUUGAGAUUAUUUAAUACUACUUGUGAUAAUAUUUUCAAUAAAUAAUUUAAACAAAUUUAAACUUAGACUUAGUAGUGAGACAAUGUUGUAGUAGGGUGAGUAGUGAUUUAGGAUGACUAGAGUAAAAUUGAGGAGCGUGUCCAAAUUUGGAAUGUACAAAUCUUGAAACAAGGCUGGCGCUAAGAGUAUUGGCAUCCUUCACCCCCCCUUCCAAAAAAAAAAAA
Molecule: messenger RNA, 7312 nt
Organism: Cinara cedri
Lineage: Eukaryota; Metazoa; Arthropoda; Insecta; Hemiptera; Aphididae
Source: the annotation of a GenBank genome assembly